AUGUCGACCGCUCCCAGCCUCGCACGGCGACACCUGCGCAACCUCGUCGGACGCACCCUCGUACCCCUCGCCUGUCCAUCCUGCUCCGCGUCCUCCCCCUCGUCCUCGUUCCACACCGCCUCGGCUCGACGCAGCGCCUGGCCCGCCGGUACAGCCGGAAGCGAAGACGCCGACCCGGACCAUGUCCACCAUGCCCGCACACGCCGCCAGCCUCGCCCUUCCACCUCGCAGCAGUCGCCGCCCUCGCUCCGCAACCGCGCCGGACCCGCAAUGGAAAACAUCCCCCCCUCGUCGUCAUCCUCUUCCCUCGCCGACCUCGCGGCCGCAUCCUCGGCAGCCGCUGCAGACGCAAAGGGCAAGGCCAGGCAGUCGUCGCCCUCGCCCUCGCCCUCGCCCUCCUCCUCGGCAUCCCGCCUGCCCCCGCCGCCGCGGAGAAAGACGAUUGCCUACCUCCAAAAGAUGAAGCACGAGGGCACCAAAGUCGCCUGCCUGACGGCCUACGACUACCCAACGGGCCUCUCGAUGCGCUACGCCGACGUCGACCUGUGCCUCGUGGGCGACUCGCUGGCCAACGUCGCCCUGGGCCACUCGACGACGCAGCCCCUCUCGCUCGACGCCAUCAUCCACCACGCCCAGGCCGUCCAGCGCGGCCUCAACUCGGCCAUCCUCCUCGCCCACGACGCCACCCCCGCCGCGCCCCUCGUGUUUGCCGACAUGCCCUUUGGCACCUUUGUCUCGUCCGACCAGAGCGCCGUCGACAACGUCGUCCGUCUCAUGCAGCAGACGGGCGUCGACGGCGUCAAGAUCGAGGGCGCAGAAGAGGUGCUUCCGCUCAUCCGGCGGCUCACGAGCUUCGGCAUCCCCGUCAUGGGCCACCUCGGCCUGCAGCCGCAGCGCGUCGGGGCCACGUCGGGCUACCGCGUCCAGGGCAAGUCGGCCCGCCAGGCCCACGACAUCUUCCGCGCCGCCCAGCAGCUCGAGCGCGCCGGCUGCUUUGCCAUUGUGCUCGAGUGCAUCCCCAACAAGCUGGCAAAGUACAUUAGCGACCACAUCGACGCCAUCACCAUCGGCAUCGGCGCCGGGAGCGGCACCGACGGGCAGGUGCUCGUCGUCAGCGACAUGAUGGGCGAACUCACCUCUCCCGCCCACAUCCUCGCCGGCCUCGCCGACGACGCCCAGACGCCCGCUGCUGCUGCGGCUGCUGCGGCUGCGACGACGUCCGCAGAGAUGCCCAACGAUGCGCCGCCGAUGCCGCUGCCGCACGCCGAUACGCCGAGCCCGCCCAAAUUCGUGCGCUCCUUUGUCAAGCCCUUCAGCCUGGGCGCCAUGCGCCUGGCGGCGGUGCAGGCUUACGUCGAUGCGGUGCGCGACCAGUCGUUCCCGGACGACGAUAGCGAGGGCUACAAGAUCAAGUCGGACGAGUGGAGAGCCUUCAUCGACCUCGUCGAGUCGUCGCCGGCGGAGUCGGAAGCAAGGUCGUCGCACGAUGCUUAG
Molecule: messenger RNA, 1494 nt
Organism: Pseudozyma flocculosa PF-1
Lineage: Eukaryota; Fungi; Basidiomycota; Ustilaginomycetes; Ustilaginales; Ustilaginaceae
Exons: 2
Coding region: 1-1494 (497 amino acids)
Biological process (GO): pantothenate biosynthetic process
Cellular component (GO): mitochondrion
Molecular function (GO): magnesium ion binding; 3-methyl-2-oxobutanoate hydroxymethyltransferase activity
Source: RefSeq, a predicted model, not a curated record